GAUAAAAUAAAAAAUAUGGGCCCAACGAUACUUUCCCAAUUUGGGCUUCUCUUAAAUCCUCAAUUAUUAUCGUCUCAAGCUCUCUCGAGCCUUCUUCAGAACUCUUCUUCUUUUCGUGCUUUUCACAUUCCCGCCAACAGAGAGUAGAAAUCUUCUCCCACAAAACCUCAGAUGAAUCAUCCCAAGAUUCCGACGCCGGGUAAACAAAUGGAAGCUCCUCGCUCCGUCGGAGGAAGAAUACAGAGGAAACCGCUCGCGGAUUGUACUAACACCGUCUCCAGAUCUUCUCAACAGUCAUCUUCUUCUGUAAAAUUCGCGAAUCCGAGUCUCACUUCUUCACUAAAGAGAUUAGUAGAACAAACUACGCUCAAGGAGAAACCCAAAGAUGUUAAUACUUCGGCGACUGCUCCCGAAAUCGCUUCUCGGCCUAUUACCACGGACGUUAGACCCGUAACUCGCCGUAUGUCUGCUGAUCUGGCUUCUCCGGCCUCAGCUCCUUCUCGUCCCCAAACAUCGCGAUCUGAUAUGGGUGUUAGUGACAAGGAUUUUACUGAGCCUUGGUCUGUUUACACGGUAAGAAGGAAGGCCUCUGGACAAAAAAGAAGUAAAGACGCAUCUUCCUCUACUAGUGCAGCAGCUCGCAUUCGUCUCGACUUGUCAUCAAGCUCUGGGAAGAAAACACGUCAAGCUAGUGAAAACAAAAAGAAGACCUUGAAAGUGGCUCCAAAAAAGAGACAGCGGACGGUAAAGCAAGAGAAAGAGGAUCCGGUUAGUGCAGCUUGUCAGGAUUAUAUCGAGAAGCAGAAAGCUUACUUUGCAGAGAUUGAUGCAUUUGAGCUGCCAGUAGAAGAGGUAUCUAAUAGCGACUCAGACUAA
Molecule: messenger RNA, 876 nt
Organism: Arabidopsis thaliana (thale cress)
Lineage: Eukaryota; Viridiplantae; Streptophyta; Magnoliopsida; Brassicales; Brassicaceae
Exons: 4
Coding region: 172-876 (234 amino acids)
Cellular component (GO): nucleus
Source: RefSeq, marked reviewed